CGGCCCGGCAGAAUGCGCGCCGCUGAGGUGGUGGUGGAGGCGGCGGUCUAGGGAGCGGGAGGGUCUUCGGGUCCCCCACCUCCCGACCGGGGGCCGGGAGGCCGGGGACCCCAGGAGGCGGGGGCCCGCGACCUCCAGGGCUCGGGCGGCGUCGGGGUGAGGCGCCGGGCGCCGAGCGUGGCCCGAGAAGAGCGGGCGCCCCGCCCCUCGCUUUCUUCCUGGACCGCGCCUCGCGGCCCCUCCCCCACCGCCGACCCCGCGCCCUGCGCGGACCUGAGCCCGGAGCCCGCGCGCGCGGUGGGGGACGCGGGCUGCGCGCAUCGCUCGCUCGGGCCGGCCGGGUGCGGGGCCCCUGAGCCCGGCGGCGGGCCCCUCUUCCCCAGCGUGUCCGCGCAGACGCCAUGGCCGAGCCCCUGAAGGAGGAAGACGGCGAGGACGGCUCCGGGGAGCCCCCCGGGCCGGUGAAGGCGGAACCCGCCGGCCCCGCUGUCUCCGUGGCGGCCAAGAACCUGGCUCUGCUGAAGGCCCGCUCCUUCGACGUGACCUUCGACGUGGGGGACGAGUACGAGAUCAUCGAGACCAUCGGCAACGGGGCCUACGGGGUGGUGUCUUCCGCGCGCCGCCGCCUCACGGGCCAGCAGGUGGCCAUUAAGAAGAUCCCUAACGCUUUUGACGUGGUGACCAACGCCAAGCGGACCCUCCGGGAGCUGAAGAUCCUCAAGCACUUCAAGCACGACAACAUCAUCGCCAUCAAGGACAUCCUGAGGCCCACCGUGCCCUACGGCGAGUUCAAGUCUGUCUACGUGGUCCUGGACCUGAUGGAGAGCGACCUGCACCAGAUCAUCCACUCCUCGCAGCCGCUGACGCUGGAGCACGUGCGCUACUUCCUGUACCAGCUGCUCCGGGGCCUCAAGUACAUGCACUCGGCUCAGGUCAUCCACCGCGACCUCAAGCCGUCCAACCUGCUGGUGAAUGAGAACUGCGAGCUGAAGAUCGGGGACUUUGGCAUGGCCCGCGGCCUGUGCACCUCGCCCGCGGAGCACCAGUACUUCAUGACCGAGUAUGUGGCCACGCGCUGGUACCGCGCCCCCGAGCUCAUGCUCUCGCUGCACGAGUACACGCAGGCCAUCGACCUGUGGUCCGUGGGCUGCAUCUUUGGGGAGAUGCUGGCCCGGCGCCAGCUCUUCCCGGGCAAAAACUACGUGCACCAGCUGCAGCUCAUCAUGAUGGUGCUGGGCACCCCGUCGCCGGCCGUGAUUCAGGCCGUGGGGGCUGAGCGGGUGCGGGCCUACAUCCAGAGCCUGCCACCUCGCCAGCCCGUGCCCUGGGAGACCGUGUACCCGGGGGCCGACCGCCAGGCCCUCUCCCUUCUGGGCCACAUGCUGCGUUUUGAGCCCAGUGCCCGCAUCUCAGCCGCUGCCGCCCUCCGUCACCCCUUCCUGGCCAAGUACCACGACCCGGAUGACGAGCCCGACUGUGCCCCGCCCUUUGACUUUGCCUUUGACCGUGAAGCCCUCACCCGGGAGCGCAUUAAGGAGGCCAUUGUGGCCGAGAUCGAGGACUUCCAUGCGCGGCGAGAGGGCAUCCGCCAGCAGAUCCGCUUCCAGCCUUCCCUGCAGCCUGUGGCCAGUGAGCCCAGCUGCCCCGACGUUGAGAUGCCCAGUCCCUGGGCUCCCAGUGGGGACUGUGCCAUGGAGUCCCCUCCGCCGGCCCCACUGCCAUGCACCGGCCCUGCACCUGACACCAUUGAUCUGACCCUGCAGCCACCCCCGCCGGCCAGUGAACCAGCCCCUCCAAAGAGGGAGGGUGCCAUCUCGGACAACACCAAGGCCGCCCUCAAGGCCGCCCUGCUCAAGUCCCUGCAGAGCCGGCUCCGCGAUGGCCCCAGCGCCCCCCUGGAAGCUCCUGAGCCUCGCAAGCCGGUGACAGCCCAGGAGCGCCAGCGCGAGCGGGAGGAGAAGCGACGGCGGCGGCAGGAGCGAGCCAAGGAGCGGGAAAAGCGGCGGCAGGAGCGGGAGCGCAAGGAGCGGGGAGCCGGGGCCUCGGGGGGCCCCUCCGCCGACCCCUUGGCCGGGCUGGUGCUCAGCGACAAUGAUCGCAGCCUGCUGGAGCGCUGGACUCGCAUGGCCCGGCCCCCGGCCCCCGCCCCAGGGCCGCUGCCUGCCCGGCCUCCCAGCCCACCCUCUGGCCCCGCCGCCCAGCCCGCUGCGGCCCCGCCGCCGCAGCCUGCCUGCCCGGCCCCGGGCCCCGGGCCUGCGCCUGCUCCACUCCAAACCGCUGCCUCCUCCGGCCUCCUGGCCCCGCCGUCGCUGGUGCCUCCCUCUGGGCUGCCCGGCCCCAGCGGCCUGAGCGUUCUGCCUUAUUUCGCCUCCGGCCCGCGCCCUCCAGACCCCGGGGGCGUCCCUCAACCCUCCACCUCAGAGCCCCCCGACGUCACCCUCGUGACCCAGCAACUGUCCAAGUCACAGGUGGAAGACCCCUUGCCCCCCGUGUUCUCGGGCACCCCAAAGGGCAGCGGAGCUGGCUAUGGCGUCGGCUUUGACCUGGAGGAAUUCCUCAACCAGUCUUUCGACAUGGGCGUGGCUGAUGGGCCCCAGGACGGCAGCCAGGCAGACUCGGCCUCGCUCUCGGCCUCCCUGCUUGCCGACUGGCUCGAGGGCCACGGCAUGAACCCCGCUGACAUCGAGUCCCUACAGCGUGAGAUCCAGAUGGACUCCCCGAUGCUGCUGGCUGACCUGCCCGACCUCCAGGAGCCCUGAGGCCCCUCGUCUGUGCCUUGCUGCCAGGGGCAGACCCAGCUCCAAGACCCCUAGGGACAGUCCCCAGGCCUCCGGGACCCACGGGGACAGUCCCCAGGCCUCCGGGACCCACGGGGACGGUCCCCAGGGCUGGAGCCGAGCCCA
Phacochoerus africanus (Common warthog) is the source of this 2903-nucleotide messenger RNA. RefSeq names its product mitogen-activated protein kinase 7 (gene MAPK7). NCBI's taxonomy places the organism in Eukaryota, Metazoa, Chordata, Mammalia, Artiodactyla, Suidae. Gene Ontology annotation, molecular function: ATP binding; MAP kinase activity. The coding region runs from base 402 to 2759 and encodes 785 amino acids. The record is from RefSeq and is a predicted model, not a curated record. The transcript is spliced from 6 exons. Gene Ontology annotation, biological process: cell surface receptor signaling pathway; intracellular signal transduction; protein phosphorylation. Gene Ontology annotation, cellular component: nucleus; cytoplasm.